AGAUGGAUAAUAACUCCUUUAACAAGGUUGCUGGGAGCAUUCAGUGUGUUAUACAUGUAAGUCGUGCCCAAUGCCCAAUGGGUAUUAUUGUCAUUUCCUCUAUAAAUGCCUCGAUUUUCCUUAUUUCUAUAGGUGCUGGAAAUAAUCAGGGGCCAGCCACCCAGCCGAGCCUCAGGCAUAGAGUGGACGACCACGAACAAGAUGGCAAUGAACUUCAGACCACCCCCGAAUUCAGAGCCCACGUAGCCAAGAAACUGGGAGCCCUGCUGGACAGACCUCAUCCUAAAUCAACCAUUUCCUCCUUCCAUAGUUCGAUUACCAUCUCAGAAGUAGUGGAGGAGCCAGCAAAGGCUAAGGUGCAGCAAGUCCCCGCAGAGGACGACGGCUUCCGCCUCUUCUUCACAUCCAUCCCGGGAGGCUCCGAGAAGAAAGCUGCUCCCCAGCCUGGCCGAAAGCGAUUACAUUCCGGCUCCAGCAGUGAGGACAGCGAGGAGGAAUGGCAGCGGUGCCGGGAGGCAGCUGUGUCGGCCUCCGACAUCCUCCAGGAAUCUGCUAUCCAUGGCCCUAUAAGAGUGGACAUAGAGGCAAAGAAAAAGAAAAAGAAGUUUAAAAAGAAAGCCAAGAAGGAGGCCAGUGCCAACUUGGACGCUGCCGCCGCCGCCGUCACAGGUGAAACUGCAGUUAGGAAGCAGGAAAAGCAGUCACCCAAGCUCAAUGGAGACCAGCCAUCGCUUGGGACCAAAAAGAAGAGAAGGAAGAAAAAAGCCAAGAAGACCAGUGAGGCUUCCCCAUUCCCAUCAACAAAGGGUACAGUGGCCACGCCUGCAAACUGACCUCGGCAUACGGGCCCAAGGCUCAGCUAGCCUGGAGGACAAGGUGCCCUUUGGGGACAAGUCAUUUCCAAGCCCCACCUCCCUUUCCAAGUUCAAGGACUUGGCUAGGAAGUCCAUACCUGGCCCAUGAUUGGGGCUUGCCCAAGGGUGGGGACAAAGACAACUGUAGAGUGAGAAGCCUAAUUAAGGCCUGCCCAUCGGUGCUCCCCCUGGGGGCUGGGGCAGACCUGUGGUACCAGAACAUUCCAUGGCCUCAGGAAAAAGGAGCCAUCCACCUAUUCAAGACUGUUGACCAGGUGGUAAAGCUUGUCUUCCCUGUACUGUCUGAGGAGAGUGAGUGAAGGGAGAGCUUUUCCUUUCCUUCCACCUUCUCAACCUGGUGUGGCAGAAAACCAUAAGAAACUGAGGGAAGGGCGGCUCGGCCCAGAAGUAGUUUUUUCUGCCUCCAGGCCACACAGACUUUAUACAACAUUGUCUGAGAGAUUUUCUCCCCCACUAGGUUUCCAGAAUUUUUUUCCUCCACGUUUGUGAAUGUACCAUGCACGAUCAUGUGUCGAGCCAACCAGAUUAUUGAAAAUAAAUUGUUGAGAGACCCCAAACUUAACAAAAUAGUCGGGGUUCUGCCUCUGUAUCGAUGCUGAAUCUUGAUGAGACAGUUUCAAUAAACAUCACUCAGGUGGAAUCCUCCUGCCUACACGUUCCUGCACCCCAGCCUCAAGACUUCGGGAAGUAUCACAGUGCUCGAAAGCGGGAUUUCACACACCAGGAGUGUUCCACAGGGAAGAGGAGAAGCUCAGGGUUAAGGUGACAUUCUGGCUUCCUGGCCUUGCCUUCAAGCUUCCCCAGAGCGAGACAGAGGUGUGACAUGAGAGUGUGUGCGCUGACCCAUCUCCCCUCAGGCCCCUGGCCCACCUCCACCUCCCUCUGCCCGCCCAACCCCAUCUGGGCAAUGUGUGGACAAGCAAGAAAUUUCCAGUACUCAUUUCCUGUACUCCGUGCCUCAUUUCCUUUACUAAAAGUUAAAUAAAUGUACAGGUUCGCCCUUAGCUAGCUGCAAGCUGCA
Molecule: messenger RNA, 1896 nt
Organism: Enhydra lutris kenyoni (northern sea otter)
Lineage: Eukaryota; Metazoa; Chordata; Mammalia; Carnivora; Mustelidae
Product: chromosome unknown C12orf43 homolog
Exons: 5
Coding region: 3-833 (276 amino acids)
Biological process (GO): Spemann organizer formation; negative regulation of Wnt signaling pathway; Wnt signaling pathway
Source: RefSeq, a predicted model, not a curated record